AUGCAAGGCUCCGAAAAACAUCGAAAAUUUUAUUUAAAUCCAUUAGUCGAUAGCCCGUUCAAUUCUAAACAAAAGGAAGCAUCUGCGAAGUUUUCGGCCUGCUGUCGUAAAAUAAAUACACGUAGAGCAUCACCUGUCUAUCAACGUCCUUAUCGUGUAUCAGAAAGCCAAAAGGCAGCUAUCAAACAGAAAAUUUCAACAAUGUUAGAAAGUGGCGUGAUACAACAUUCAUCAUCGCCCCGGGCAUGUCCGAUUGUGUUAGUUAAGAAGAAAGACGGUACGGAAAAAUUUUGUAUCGAUUACAGAAAGUUGAGUGCGUUUACUACCCAUGAUGUAUAUCCCAUUCCUAGAAUUGAUGAAACGCUAGAUGCAUUAGGCAAAGCACAGUAUUUCUCAUCUUUGGACAUGGCUUUAGGAUACUGGCAGGUCCAAAUGGCUCGAGAAGAUCGUGAGAAGACAGCCUUCGUUUCACCAUCAGGGCACUACGAAUUAAUGUGA
Messenger RNA from Didymodactylos carnosus, 498 nucleotides. Lineage: Eukaryota; Metazoa; Rotifera; Eurotatoria; Philodinida; Philodinidae. The record is from the annotation of a GenBank genome assembly.